UGAAACUUAAACAUGGUUUCUAUUGUCGUGGUUGGUGCUGGAGUGAUAGGACUUUCUGCAGCUACACAUCUUCUAGAGAGAUUCCAGAGGGCCGUGACGGUGACUAUAAUUGCUGAUAAGUUUACUCCCAACACUACAGCAAGUGACAAAUCAGGAGGGAUCAUAGUCUUGCCACAAAUUGGAGAGUCAGACAAAGCCUGUGGCUGGGCUGAAGACACUCUAAAGAGGCUAGAGACUUUAUACGAUCCAGAGAAAUCUUCAGUUAAUGGUAUCACGUUUUUUGAAGGAUGCACUGAAAUGUAUAAAUCUAGUUCUUUAAAAGGGGAUUUAUGGAGGAAGAUCUAUAAGGAUUAUCGUAUCAUUGACAUGGAAUCAGAGUGGAAUGAAUUCCGAAUACCUCCUUUAAACGAAGGGCAUUGCUUUGCUUCGUUCUCUACUUAUACGGUCAACUGUAGUUUAUACCUCCCGUGGUUAUUGAAGAGAUUCAAAGGACUAGGAGGUACCACUGAAGAAAGAAAAAUUACAAACCUCUCAGAGUUGGCCGAGUCUUAUGACAUUGUUAUUAAUUGCACUGGCCUGGGUGCAAGGGAACUAGCAAAUGAUGAGCAAGUAUAUCCAGUACGUGGACACAUGGUUUCUAUCUCUGCCCCUUGGAUUAAACAAUACCUUCUCCUGGGGCAGCUUAAGUCUUCACAGAACGAGAGAGUUUAUAUGAUUCCUCAGUACGGGAGGGUAUUAAUUGGAGGAACAUAUUGCCGCACUGAAGAUGAUGUAGGUGAGGAAGAUUCUGUCAUUUUUGAAAAAAUAAUAAAGCGCUGCAAGGAAGUCAUUCCAAGUAUUUCUGAUGCUAGCAUUAUAGAGAAAUGGGUUGGGAUUAGACCUUUGAGAAAAGGAGGCACUAGACUAGAGAAGGAAGAAUUGCCUCAUGGCUCUGGCCUUCUAGUUCAUUGCUAUGGACAUGGUCAUUUUGGAGUAUCUUUGAGUUGGGGAUGUGCUGAAGAGAUCGGAAAUAUUGUUGAGGCAUCGAUUAAACUGAAAAAUUAAAAAGAUAUACAGCAUGAACAUUAAUUUUUCAAUAAUAAUAAUAAUAAUAAACAGCAUGAAUUAUUUUAAAUAAUAACACAUUAUUUAGUAUUAUUAUAAUGUUUUAUUUUGAUUUAAUUGUCUCAUUAACUAAUUCUCCAACUUCCAUAGCGCAACCCCAGCUCAAGCUAACCCCAUCUCCUCCGUGCCC
This is a messenger RNA of Amphimedon queenslandica, 1234 nucleotides long. Its product is annotated as D-aspartate oxidase-like. Gene Ontology annotation, biological process: D-amino acid catabolic process. The coding region runs from base 13 to 1044 and encodes 343 amino acids. Gene Ontology annotation, molecular function: FAD binding; D-amino-acid oxidase activity. Gene Ontology annotation, cellular component: cytoplasm. The transcript has a single exon. The record is from RefSeq and is a predicted model, not a curated record. NCBI's taxonomy places the organism in Eukaryota, Metazoa, Porifera, Demospongiae, Haplosclerida, Niphatidae.